CAAAGAGAGAUAGCUGGAACCGUACUUUUACCGCCUCUCUCUCUCUCUCUCCUUCCCUGCGGAAACACACCGGAAACUCAAGAAAGCAACAACAAUCUUCAAAAUCGAAGCUCCAAAAUCCUGGAAUUCCCUUCUUUAAUCUGGCCCGGUUCAUCUUCUUUUCCUUAAUGUGCUGUGUUCAUCAUUCCUUAUACAGUAAUACGCGUACUCUUGAAAACUCCACUGGCUGCAAAUGUGUCUGGACGCUAUCUUGGAUUUAGUUUCUGUUUCAUAGUUCUGUUCAUUCAUCGUGUUGUGUAGGAGAGCUCGGGCUCCGUUAUAGGCACUGCAUUUAGAUUUAGAGAAUGCCUUUGUAUAGAAGAAAAACAUUUCCUUUGGAGGGAAAGCCCACUGAUUUAAAGGCGAAUGAGCUUGUCUUCCAAGUUAAAUUCACAAAGGAGAUAUUCAGGGAUUAUGAUGAUUAUGUAAAGCGGGUAAAUCUCUAUAGGCAGAGGAUCUGGACUUGCAAAUUAACUGGAAAAAGCAACUUGACAUAUGCGGAGGCAUUGGCUUCAGAAGAGGCUGCCGGGAAAGAGGCCCAACAGUUCCCGAAAGAACUGAUGGAACCAGUUCUUCGUGACAUUCAAUUUAGCAUGCUUAGUUUAAAAGCUCUUGUCAAUACAAUUGCUACAAAGCUUCAAGGCUGCUUGUCAGAGGGUAGUGAACUGUAUGGGAGGAUGAACAAUUGUGUUUAUCCUUGCAUGAUUGUCAGAGUUGUAAAAAAUCAGAAACCUCUAUAUCAGGUGUCUUGGAUGGACAAAUUUGAUAAAGUAUGUGAAAACACACUAUUAAAGGAAGAAGAUCUAAUACAGAAGAAGCUGCCUUGUAGUAAAGGAGCUCUGAAACUUUUCGUCAGAGAGUCUACAUGCCGUAGCAUUCCUUGGGUUUUACAUAAUGAGUUGGCAAAAAACUAUGGUAUUCCAACUUAUCCUCCAGAAGAGCUGAAAGAAAAAUUCUCGGUGCAGGAUGGAGUGGUUGUUGCCAACAGAAAGAGAAAGAAAAUUGGAGAAACAAAAAAUGAUAUAAUGGAAGUUACUGUGUUGUCAGAUGACUCAGAUUCCAAGAGGGAGUACAUUAGGAGAGAAAACCCCAAGUGCUUCACAAAUGGAGGGAGUAUCGAGAGUAACAGACCAGAGAUACAUCUGAUUAAAUAUCCUAUUGACGAUCUACUGCUGCAACCUUUGGACAGUGAUAUACAAUUGACUGAACGCCCUUCUCUGCGUCGUGAUUUCAAUGUCCCAAUGGGUUGUGUGGGGGAUCUUUUGAUGGUUUGGGACUUCUGCAUUUCAUUUGGCAAGCUAUUGCAUUUGUCACCGUUCUCCCUUGAUGAUUUUGAAAAUGCUAUCUCUUACAAGGAAAGCAACGUUGUUCUCGUCAUGGAGUACCAUGCAGCCCUUCUUCAAUUUUUAAUUAAAGACGGUGGGGAGUAUCUCACUGCUAUUCAAAAGAAAAAACGGAAGUCGAAAAUUACACUGAUCACAUGGACUGAGUUUUUAUGUGAUUUCUUAGAAAUGACGGGUAUUGCAGAAUUAUCUUCUCAUAUCUCAACAAUUCAACGUGGUCACUAUGGCCUUUUAGAGGUUCAUGCUAAAUUAGGUAUUCUGCGGGAAUUAGUUGCUCAAGCUAUUGAGUUAGACCUUUUCAAGCAAAACUUGGAUGGGGAUAUCGAGAAGAGGCAAGCACUGGUAGCAGCUAGGAGGGCUGAAGCACUGGAAGAAGGUAGAAAGAGGAGAGAAGAACAGCGUUUAAAGGCUCAGUCUGCUGGAAAAGAAGCAAUUGACAACUCACAUGACAGUGAAAGUGGAGUAGCAGAUGCAUCUUUUAAGAACAAUAAGAAGCAAAAGAUAAAUGUAAAAGAUGGCACUGAAAACAUGAAUGAACUCGAUAAAUCAACACAAAGUAAGUGCACGGAUCAUCUCCAAAGGGAAGCUCAUAAAAUGCAGAAGAAUGAAAAAAGGGAUGCAAUUGAGAUUCAAAGCAAGGAACAGAGGAAAGAAUAUCUUGAGCGGGAAAUACAGAAGAUAAUAAUACGCACCAAUCCAUUGGGGAAAGAUAGAGAGUAUAAUACAUAUUGGUUUUUCAGACAAGAUGCAAGAAUAUUUGUGGAGAGUCCUGAUUCCCUGCAAUGGGGCUAUUAUUGUUCCAAAGAGGAGCUUGAUGCUCUGCUGGGCUCACUUAAUGUGAAGGGUGUAAGGGAGAGCGUUCUUCAAAAGCAAUUGAAAAUUUUUUACAGCAAAGUUAGCUCGGGAAUUCAAAAGAGAACAAAGGAGGAAGCUGUGCGAGGUUUAAUGGAAGAAGCUGUUGUUCGUAGGUCUACGCGUAUUCAGGCCCCACCAAGAGACAAUCCCGCUCUUGCUUUCUUGAAGUACAUCAACAAGUGGAAGGACGAGUAAAGAAGACUCUCCCUUCACUUCUGAAAAGCCUUUAAUCUGCCAUUUGAUGCCACACCUGAAACUAACCUCACCCUGGAUUUGAAACAGGUCAUCGUUUCUUCCAAUUCUAGUCAAAACCACGCCAUGUUUUACUUUCAUUGUAGAAUCUGUUCCUCGUUUUCUCUCUCCAUAGUUAACCUUUCCUAACUGUGCCAUGAUGGGAAUGAAAUUUUAGCCCUCUCAAUCCUAUAAUCAUGGGCUUUUUGUGAUUGGGAAGAGUUGCAGAUGAUGUUUAUGGUCUGCUGUGCUUCUCUCGUUUGACCCGAGUCGUUCCCCUAAAACAUAAGUUAUGGGCAUCUUACCCAUGCGGGUAGUGCCCAUAUAGGGUUUGGGACAUUUAGAUCUCCAAUCACACUUGUAGCAAGUAUAUAGUAGUAUAGCUAGCUAUUUUGUAUUGUCAUCUUCAAUCUUCUUUUCAACAAUUUAGCCAAGAAUUAUACAUUUCAAGGUCACCAGAGUAAACCUUGAUUUCGCGUCGUCUUCUCCCAAUUAGGGCUGCUGAACCAAAAGUACUUCAAAAUUUGGCGCCACCGCUAAGGAAAAUCGAUGUCAACGAGAAGCACUGCAUCGAAAAAUGGUGACCAGAUUGUUGUAAAUGAUGACGAUUUAUACGCUGACAAAAUGCCGAUUUAGUGAAGACCACCUCAGGACAGAGUCAAGGUGUGAGAUGUUUAAUUCGUAGUGAAGAUGGAAGAAUUUUUUAUGAUGGGACAUGAAGUGCGGGACAUUGAUCAUCAUAAAAUUGAUGCAUAUCAGAAAAAUUGACAACAGAGUUUUUGGCUUACUCUGCCAUCUCAAAAUGAAGUGAAAGAUUGGGCGUGCUUUUUGUUUAUUAAAUACUGUUUUAAUGA
Messenger RNA from Cuscuta campestris, 3322 nucleotides. The record is from the annotation of a GenBank genome assembly. NCBI's taxonomy places the organism in Eukaryota, Viridiplantae, Streptophyta, Magnoliopsida, Solanales, Convolvulaceae.